Podospora bellae-mahoneyi is the source of this 3866-nucleotide messenger RNA. RefSeq lists its product as uncharacterized. Gene Ontology annotation, biological process: actin cortical patch localization; regulation of ruffle assembly; actin filament bundle assembly. The record is from RefSeq and is a predicted model, not a curated record. The transcript has 5 exons. The coding region runs from base 641 to 1780 and encodes 379 amino acids. Lineage: Eukaryota; Fungi; Ascomycota; Sordariomycetes; Sordariales; Podosporaceae. Gene Ontology annotation, cellular component: ruffle membrane; actin cortical patch. Gene Ontology annotation, molecular function: phosphatidylinositol binding; actin filament binding.
GGGACUUUGCACGGGGGUUGUUUUCAGAACAUGCUGGUUUCAGAAGAGCUGGGAUACUGUAGAGGCUCUCAGUAGAGUAUCUACACAUGUCAAGAUAUCAACCUGUUAUCUCCGCCGACAAGGGAUCCGGAAGCGCAUUCCGUCUUCCAAGCCAAAAUGGAGGCCGUCGCUCUAGCUUGGCAUGUGCGCGAGGGAACAAUUGCGGGGAAGCUUCCAGCUGCCACUCAGCAACCACGAGCGGGAGAGAGAGUCGAUCACAAGGCAGAGUAACCGGAACAUCCACCACAUACUCCAAACUGUCACCUUUCAUACACAGCCCACUUACUGGACGCGCGGCAAUGGCAAUUGCUGCUUUGCAUUCUUAGAAAGGCCUUCGACAUCGUUUAUCGCCCUGAAAUAUCUUUGAGAUCCCCUGACAAGGACACGCCUGCUGGGAGCUUUUUUGAUAGUUGAUCAAUCCACCAAGCAUUGGCUACUUUUCUGCCUAGACUGCAGCACUCCCCCCGCGCAAGCCGGAUUGCCGUAACGAGACCACAAAGCAAAAAAAGCCUCUUCUUUCACCACUUGAAACAUUUAUUGUUUUCUUCGUCUUCUACCCUUUGGUCAUUGAGGAUCACCUGCGCCCAACACAGCAGCAGCCAUGGGAAUCAACAAUCCGCUCCCUUCGAGCUUAUCCUCCGAAUGCAAAAAGUGCGGCAAGAUCCUCUCCUCGUUCAUCGACCCUAGACAAGCCUUUGGACCCGAGAAGGUCAUCCCGCCAUCUGUCCUCGCCAACGCCAAGGGCCUCGCUAUCCUUACUGUGAUCAAAGCAGGCUUUCUCGGAUCCGCCCGUUUCGGCUCCGGCCUCGUCGUCGCCCGCCUCCCCGAUGGCUCCUGGAGCGCCCCAUCCGCAAUCGCAACCGGCGGUGCUGGCUUUGGUGGCCAGAUCGGCUUCGAGCUGACAGAUUUCGUCUUUAUUCUUAAUGACGCCAGCGCUGUCAAGACCUUCUCUCAGGCUGGCUCCCUCACACUCGGCGGCAAUGUGUCAAUAGCUGCUGGUCCUGUAGGCAGGAACGCAGAAGCUGCCGGCGCUGCCUCGCUGAGAAGUGUGGCCGGUAUCUUCAGCUACUCCAAGACAAAGGGAUUAUUCGCCGGUGUCUCCCUCGAAGGCUCAGCCAUUAUCGAGCGCAAGGACGCCAAUGCUAAGCUCUACGGCCGACAGAUCUCGGCGAGGGAACUCCUGUCUGGAGCCGAGCGCCCACCGUCGCAGGCUUAUCCCCUGAUGAGCAUCCUCAACACUCGAGUUUUCAACGGUAUGGCGGCCGGUGGAUCGAUGGACAACAGAAUGUACAACGACGUACCGGUGUAUGACGACCACGAAGACCCGGUUGUCUGGGGUAACAAGACUGGCCAAGCUUAUGGGGAGGGGCAGUCGAGGAACCGGGACAGUGUGCCUGCGGGGAGCAGUGGACAGGGAGAUUACUAUGCGCCACCCAAGAGAUCUUCCACGUGGCAGGAUCCGGUUUAUGAUCAGGAGCCCAGAUCGUUUGGGCAGGGGUCGAGGUCGAGCACGUAUGCGGAUAAUUCUUUUGGUGGGGCCACGACAGGGGAGAAGAAGGCUCCGCCUGGACGGCCGGCGGCGCCGAAGCCGAACUACGCGGGUAAGGAAGCUAUGUUGAAGAAGAAUGAGGCUAUUGCGCUGUUUACCUUUGAGGCGGUGGAGCCGGGCGAUUUGGGAUUCAAGAAGGGGGAUGUGAUUACUGUCUUGAAGAAGACGGAUAAUGCUACGGAUUGGUGGUAAGGUUUGACAUUUGAUGAGAUGGUUUGGAGGUUGAGGCUGACACGAUGAUUUAGGACGGGCAUGAUUGGAACGAAACACGGUAUUUUCCCCAGUAAUUAUGUCAAGAUGAAGGAGUGAUUAGGGACAAUUGUUUAGAGGGAGGUGUGUGCAGUGGCAAGAUACCCUUGAGAGGUGAGGAUGGGGAUGGGGACGCGUUUCGGUUCGUUUCAACGUUUGGGAAUCCUCGCUCAACGAUGACCUUUUUUUUCUUUCCUUGUGCAUGGUAGCAUUUGAGUUGAAUUUUGGUUGUGGCGUUGGUGGGAAAUGGGACUACAAAUGGAUUUUCUGGUGGUGUUUGAUGGUUCUCUUCUUUGUUGGUUUUCGUGUUUGUUUUUUUGACGGAGGGUUGGAUGCAUACGUUUUUGUGUUGUGUGGCUUGAAGUCGAAGGAGAUCGUUGACGGAGAUGAGGAGAGGGUUGCGAUGAAGCACAUCUGACGUGGGGAGAUCGAGGAGAUGGAGACAGAUUGGUGAUGAUGUACGCAGUUUGUGUAGUGCUUCUGGGUAGGUAGGAUGAAGUAGUGAACUUUGAGAUUUGCAACAAGGGUGGUUGAGGUCUGAGUUAGGUGUGGUGUGAUGUGGUGAGUGGUGGGAGAGGGUGAUGAUGGCAGUGGUGAUGGCUAACGAUGGCAGGUGAUGUUGAGUGUGGAUGUGGUGAGGGAAAUCAGAGUGAAGAUGGAUGAUGGUGAUCGUGAUGGUGGACGACGACGAGGCUUGAUGAUGGUAAGAUUGGACGACGAUGGCAGCUGUUGAUGGUGGCAGUGGGUAAUGAUGCUGCUCAACCUACUCAUGGAAGAGAUGGGACACCGGAGGAGGGGUUUUAGGCGUCGGGUUUGCACCAAAUCAAGGCAGCACCACAACGACUGUAUCGUUGCGUACGGCACAACCUUUCGAGACGGCCUGGGCUCCUCAAGGAGGUUCGCUAGUCGGAAACCAAGGUCGCAGGUUCGAGUCACGUUCUUGUUCUGCGAUCUUGGGACCGCAGCCUCGCCCGGCCUCGUCGCCCCCUUCAUGGGGGUGCGGCAGUGAUUGAAGAACCUAUGCUCAGCGAGGUCCCCGGUUGGGGUGCAGUUCAUUGAUCCUGGCUUGUUGUUAUUGUUAUUGUUAUUGUUGUUGUGAUAUGAUGGAUGGCAUGGAGAGUGGGUAUGGACAGAGGGUAUGGAUACUGGGCAUAGGCGAAAAUCUUUUUCCUCGCGUGGAUGGAGAGACGAUGGGUGUGGAUGGAGAUGGGAGCUGGGAAUGAUGAGUUUGAGUGAAGGUAGCUGUCUCUUACUAGUAGGGCAGAUAGACAUGUCCAUCCGGUUGUGUAUGUUGACACAGCAGUCGCGAGGGUUGGUCGCUAUAGUAGCAGGAGCAACUUAACGUCACCACCUGGCAAGCAGCAACGUCGAAGAGCAACUGACGGGGGUUUACAGGUAUUCUUUCCGCACCAGGAGAUAUCAAAUUCAGACACAACUGAAAUGGCCAUGUGUUGUAAUGUGCAAUGCGCAACAUAGCCAGCAUAGCGCUCUCACCCGUCGCGACGGUUUGAUUCCCACCUGGGUAAAUGGGCUUUGCAUGGGUGUGCAGAUUGCACUCGGUGCUUUCUUGGGGUCGGCUUAAAGGGUUGACUUAGUCGCCAAUUCGACGCUCGACGUUCUCCUUCUCCUUCUCUUUCGAUAUCAACAAUUCAGCAAAUAUGUCGCCAUGAGCAGGCAGGCUGGUCCCCGGUGGGUGGAGUUCCGUGCUGGAAGAUCCUCUCUGAGGCGGGUUAUUGUGUCUUCUUUUUUUCUUCCUCCAUCUCGCAUUGAAAUGCAAGGUGCAGCUGUAAUUCUUAACCUUCUUUUUAAGAAGGUUGUUUAUUCUUAAGAUCUCUAUUCAAGAGGGCGCUUGUGAAUUUGUUGAUGCUUAUAUUCUAGAUACCAUCGUCAAGGUUGGGAUGUCUCUCUGGGCAAAGAGGCCGCGAAUUGGUAGCUAAAAUACAUACGGUCACCUAUUUUUAUUUUAUUCUUCGACAUUUUUUUUCACCCUUGAUUCUCAUCAAUUAGACUUAGAAAAUGGGCAACGGGA